Messenger RNA from Phlebotomus argentipes, 2322 nucleotides. RefSeq lists its product as uncharacterized. The coding region runs from base 914 to 1849 and encodes 311 amino acids. Lineage: Eukaryota; Metazoa; Arthropoda; Insecta; Diptera; Psychodidae. The record is from RefSeq and is a predicted model, not a curated record. The transcript is spliced from 6 exons.
UUACACCAUCAUCAGCGAAGCGAUACACUUUGCAGGACGAGCGCACAUUUUUGCAUGGAAGCUCUGGUGAAGUUCAUCUAAGAAUGUGACCCAAAUAGCAUUUUCAUCCAGAUAUUUUCCAUCGUGAAACACAACUGGUUUCGCUUGCAUUUGUGCCAUUAACAGUGUCUUUCCCAUCUGCUGAAUGUGAUUACUUUGGAGGUUUGCAGUGACUCUGUUUGGGGGUGAGAGAAGAAGGGUGUCGUGAAAAAUUAACAGUGUCAACAUAUGCAGGUGUCUUCAGUGCACCACUCAUGAAUAACUUGAGAAUUCCUCUGCGUGAACUUUCGUGAGCGGAUGUGCUGAUGUGCAGCGCAAAUAUCACCACCGAAAGUGCUUUAGAGGAGGGCGUUUUGGCUGCAUGGGAGCUUCUGCCUCCCACUCGUGAUGCAAUAAUUUUUGGCUGAUGCCUCCAGGCUCCUAGAUAGCACAGCUAUGACGAUUUUUCACAGGGCUCUGUGCACAUAAAAGGAUGCUUGAAUGAGCCUGAGACGCAAGAAGCGACGACGAGGAGGAAUUUUGCGUUUCAUUUCACAUCUCCGUUGAGCUCUCAAUUGUGUUAAAGUGUUUUCGAGGGGUGAAAAUUCCCAUUCUGUCACGUAAGAUUUUUCACAAAAUAAAAUAAAGAUCGUGCGAAAGCUCACCAGGCGCCCCCAUCGAGAGCAUAUCUUUUGCCGGGUUGGAUAAUGGCUGGAGUGUGAGAAAAUUCGUGCAUAAAUUACUAUAUCAUCUCCGUGUCACCUCAUAAACAAUGGGCAAGUGUGAAAAGAGCGUUGAAUUAUGACCCGCAACAAAUGCUGUGUCAAUUGCUUCCGACAGAGAAUUCUUUAGUAUUCCAAAGUGUUUCUGUGCGUGCUUUCGGCAAGCCCACACUAUGAAAAGUGUCCGCUGGACAUUGAAGCCGUGGCCACUCACCCUGUGCUCACGUCGGACCCUCUUUUGCUCGGCAAUUAUUGCAAUUUAUGGCUAUUUAGCCGUUUCCCAUGUGCCUCCAGUUUUGGCAAUAAACGCCACCGCGAGGAAGUCCAGCGACUUGGCAGUGCACUCGAGAACAAUGCCAGAAAUUGCAGAGACUGCCCCAAAUCUCGAUGACGAUGACGAGUACUUCGAGGACGGCGAAGAUGCGGAGAUUGAGGCCCUCAAAAGGAACGGAUCAGCCAAAGGCAUGUACAUCGGUGCUGAAUGCGAAUUCACCUGCAAUCCGAGACUGCGUCACGUUUUUUGCGACCCCAGCUCCAAUACGUGUGGCUGUGAGAGGAAUUAUCCCGUGGUUAUUGGCAAAACCAAAGGAUGUGCCAAACCGAAGAAAUUAGGUGAUCAGUGCUUCUGGCAUGAGGCGUGCAUGUACAAUGAUCCCGAAUCGCUCUGUGUUCAAGUCAGCCACAAUGCAAUAUGUCAGUGCAAAGAUGGCUUCCACUCGGUCAGCUACAUAAAGCCAACGAAGAGGGUCUUCUGUACAGAAGACAUUGCUGCUAUCACGUCAGAUCUGCCGACUCUCCUGGGCGUCACGACAGGGAUUGCAGUUCUGGCUGGCCUCAUCUGCAUGGUUCUGCAUCUAUUCUCAAAGACCAAAUAUCCGCGCCAUCGGAACUUCGGUGACGCUAGUCUGCCUCCGCCUAUACUCUACUCGAGCGAUACAGGAAUUCCUCUAACUAUCCAAUCGGCACGGCCCUCAUCGAGAUCUAGCAUCCGGUCCAGCGGUUCUAUUGGCUCCUUCACCACCCGACGUGCCUCGAGCGCCCCCCAGAGCGGCUCCAAGGGUGUCCUGGUAUCCACAUCGCGGACAGGGAUUCACGGGUUGUUUGCAUGACUGUCUGGCUUUUAAGACACAUUUUUUCACAUACACUUACACAAAACACACAUAAUCGAAUUCUUUUCUCUUCAGCGAAUAUGGUGAGAAACAUUCUCAAGCACCGCUUAUAGUAUAUCGUUCUUAUCACAAGACAAUCUUCGCCAAUCAGUGCUAAUUUGACAUGAUAAUGCAAAUUCUUCUUCACGUGCUUUCUGUUCUGUACUUUCGUGUAACUAUGCUAUUUUUCUAACCACUCUAUAUCUCUAUUUCUUGGCGGUCUUUGCCCAUUUUUGCCACCUUCGCAAAUUGCUCAAUUUCAUUCAAAGUUCACUAACAGAUUGUGUAUUUCUCUCGUCGGCCAAACAUUGAUUCCGCCGCAGGUUCUCGACGACCAAGUUUAGCGUCCGUGCACAGCACGAGUUCAUCGGUGAGGAGUUACAGCAUGAUGCGCUUCGAGAAGGAGCUGGAGCAGAAGCAGCUGCGCCAGGAGA